AUAUGAUUAUUCCUAGGAACCCAAAAAGAAGUCCGGAAACAAGUUUUAUGGCCGCGUAAGUCCGCUCCUGGUUCUUUUUCUCUCUCUCUCACACUUCCCACUGUCUAUUUUUCUAGGUUUCCUUCGAAACAAAGCAAGCUUAACAAAUCGUUUCAAUUUUAAUUCUCCCUCGCCGCUGCGUCGCUGGGUACUAGCUUCCUCAAUGGCAGAGAAAGAGGCAUCGCUGGAGCCCAACGAGAUCAACCUACCAGCUGAAGACAUGGAUCUUGAAACCCUUGCCUCCUCCGCCCAAAACCCCGAAGGUGGAGAUGAUGUCGACGGGGUCAACAACGGCAACACAAACUCGAAGCGUGGGAGAGAAGAAGACUGCGAAGAAAACGAUGACUUAUCCAAGAAACAGAAGGUGGAGAAGUCCGUGGAGGAAGAAAGGAUGGAGAAAGAGUCAAGGUCGUCCGAGUCGUGUCCAGCCCACCUGGGCCCAAAGGAGUUUGGGUCGUCCAUGGAGAUGUUCGAUUACUUUUACAAUUUGCUUCAUUAUUGGCCUACUCAACUCAACCUUAACAAGUAUGAGCAUAUGGUGUUACUCGACUUGCUUAAGAAAGGUCAUCUAGAACCUGGCAAAAAGAUUGGUAGUGGGAUCAGAGCUUUCCAAAUUCGAAAUCAUCCAAUGUGGAAAAGUAAAUGUUUCUUUGUCAUUAGGGAUGAUGAAACUAUUGAUGAUUUUAGCUUUAGGAAGUGUGUUGAUCAUAUACUUCCCCUGCCAGAAGAGAUGAAGAUAAAACUUGAUGCAAACAGGGCAUUGGCCAGUGGGGGUUGGAAAGGACGUGGUGGAAAAGGAGGUGGACGAGGCCGUGGAAGAGGUGGUAAGUCAAGAAACUAAGGCAGUGGUAUUUGGGAUGGAGUUGAAUUUGGAUUCAAAUAUAUUGUAGGAUAAACUGCAUUGUCCUUUCUUAUAUAUGGUCCCAAGUUCCCAGCUAAACUGAUGUAUUAUCAAAAUUUUGGAUGUUGGUCUAAUCAAGGCUUGAUAUCGUUUAUUGCUGUUUUA
Messenger RNA from Theobroma cacao (cacao), 1045 nucleotides. Its product is annotated as DCL-like protein. Gene Ontology annotation, biological process: chloroplast organization; chloroplast rRNA processing; nucleologenesis. NCBI's taxonomy places the organism in Eukaryota, Viridiplantae, Streptophyta, Magnoliopsida, Malvales, Malvaceae. The record is from RefSeq and is a predicted model, not a curated record. Gene Ontology annotation, cellular component: chloroplast; nucleus.